Porites lobata is the source of this 3278-nucleotide messenger RNA. Lineage: Eukaryota; Metazoa; Cnidaria; Anthozoa; Scleractinia; Poritidae. The record is from the annotation of a GenBank genome assembly.
AUGCCUUUACCUGCUGGAAAGACUAGUAUAAACCAAGGCACACUUACCAUUAACAACUUAAGUCCUGCUGACAACGGUUUUUACGACUGCUUAGCUACUAACAUUAUGGGAACAAAGAAAAAAAGAAUCAACCUAGCAGUUCAAGCGCCUCGUUCAGGUUUGUAUUGAAGGCACCUUCUCACCAUGUAUAUACCUGAUUUAAUAAAAGGUUGCUUUGGCAAUUGGGCACUAAGCUUUAGGCGUACUGAACUUACUGCAAUGAAUUGCUUGAGCGUCCACCAAACAAUAGCUUCCCAGCGCGCAAUUAUACAAUGCCCAAAGCAAGAAUCAGGUACCCUUAGACCAGUAAUGCAAAUCUUCUUAUCCAGCUUGCGAUCUUGGUUAAACACCAAAUAAGAGUGUUAAAACAUUAUGAAAGACAGUUUUUCGAAAGUCUAACUUUGCCACUGCGAGAACUAAACGGCUAUACCGAAAUCUAUCGCAGGCGGAUCUAUUCGAAGACUGCCUUUUUUUCAUUUUUGUUUUUGUUGUUUCUUUGUUUGUUUGUUUGUUUGUUUUUCAGGCAUUCAAAAACCAUCUAAUCACUGCUAAAGCCAGACGAGAGCUACUAUCAUUGCGAGUGUAUGUUGCGCGUACAGAAAUUUGCAACUUAAGCGAAUUAUGCGUGUUUACUAGAGUUUCAACGAUCUUAAAUGCUUAAUCUUUCUUAAAAGCGCGCAAAUCACGUACAUGCAUGCAUACAUGAUAUCUUUAGUCACUUGCAAUGUUACUACUUUUCUCAAUAACAUUUUCUUUUUCUCUUUUUCUAAAUAACAUUCCAAAAACUUUUUACCUGUCCAUAAAAUAAUUGUUUUCAAUUGUCAUUUUAUGGACGUGGACUUUUAAUGCUUAGGUUUUGAAAGCUCAGUCAUUGUGGGAAACAACAGAAAUCACUUGACCUCGUUAAGCAACUGGCUGGCACCUGUGGCAAAAAGCGUUAAUUCUCUUUGGAAGCGCUGUUGGCGUACAUCCGUGGACGGCUGGGCUGCAAGUACAUUUCACUCACGAUGUGACAGCAAGGGCCCGACUGUGACAAUAAUAAGGGUCGGGAGAUAUAUUUUCGGAGGAUACACCAGUAUUUCAUAGGGUAAGUGAGCAUAUAGGCCAUGGCGGUGGCAUUUAUACCUUCGGCGUAAUUGGCAUUGAUAUGUUCAGCUAAAAGUGGAGCUUGGUACUUAGCAAUAUGGAGUCAUGUAACUCUACCUUUCCUACAUGGUUAAGUAGUGGCGUACAAAGCUUCCAGGUUAAUAGCUCUAGAUGCAGGCCCUUAUCCCCUCGUUCCUCAAGGGGCGAGGACCACCCCUCCUACACUCAUAUGAUGUGAAUGAGCGCCACCCCCCACCCCCCACCCUUUCUCUAGAGGUCUGGUUUUGCAGAUGAUAAGUGAUGCAUUUCUAGCCUGUCAAAACGUGCCCAAAUUCCAGGCUACUACUAUUAUAAUAAUUUUGAGGUUAUAAAAUAUCAAUAUUGUUCUGACUUUCUUGCCACCCUGCUAUCUUCCUCCCUCAGAUCCCAUAUUGCAAAAGUAACGACUAACGAACUUCACCACAGGUUUUUGGUGAAAUUCGCAAAUUUUGGCAAAGAAAAAACAAGCUCUUUUGACAUGUCCACGUACGUGAUACACCAAGACGAAGGUUCAUUUCACCGAUCAAACUUUCGUAAUUUCGCCUGAGCGAAAUGUCGCGAAGAGGAUUCUUCUCUUCGGAUUCGAACGAACUUAAUAGACUGAAAUGGGUGACAGAAAUAUAUAAUGUUUUAUACUUUUUCAAGGAUAAAGCUCCUAAAACUCUUUAUUGUCUGUUUCCUUUAUUGUCUUCUUAAUACAGUACCCUUAAAAUCGAACGAAGUAUUAAUGUAAAAAUAAAAGUGUAUUGCGACAUACAACAGUUCAUGUAAAAAAAGGAGCUUCUAGCUUCGGCAAGUGGUAAAAAAGACAAAAACAGAUAAAUUUGGAGAUUUGCUCCAUAAAGUUAUAAGAGAACAUAUAUCAUUAAUUACUAAUUUUUUUCCCCGAUCUGUUGCUUGUAAUUGUAAACCUUUUAAAAUUAACAUCUCCCACAGGCCGACACCUCAGCUUCGGUGAGCUUGCAGCCACAUAAAACUCUCUCCUGAGCGGACGAACCACGCUUGUCAUGAUCAUGAGUAUAGCUGUAUCUUUUACCAAAAUACCUGCACGUAAAUAAUAAUGAAAUAAAAUAAUAUUCAUACUAAUAAUAAUGAUGAAGAUGAUGAUGAUAAUAAUAAUAAUAAUAAUAUAAUAAUAAUAAAAAUAAUAAUAUUGAUAAUGAUAAUGAUGAUAAUAAAGAAGACAGAAACUGAUUUCGUUUUUGAUAAAUGACGAACGUUACUGAGGAACUCGAUCGAAUUUGUUUUAUGAGAAUAAGGUAUUUACUGUUUUUAAUUAAUAAUAAUAAUCAUCGUCAUCAUUAUGACAGGCACAAGGACAACGUCGCUAACUUAUCUUAGAAACGUUUUGUUUCAUUUCUUUUAGCUUCUGGUUCUGGCCGGUAUCAAUACGACUCAAAAGCCUUCUUAUUUUCGCUGGUAAACAAGCCAGGAUGGGCGCCUGUCAAAUUGUCUCAGUCAGGGCAAUAUAGUUCUAGCAAAUAUUCCACAUUCUUUCGCUCAUCCUAUGGGCCUACACUCGGAGGAGGACAUGACAUUCACAUUUCCAACUACGCGUCAUCUAAGAGCAAUUCUUACUGCAACCUUGGCUGGACUUACAGCCCACCGAGCGGGUACAGCCACGACAGCACCUUCGCAGCAGCAUUCCUGGCAGGAACUUACAUGUUCACACCAGACGAAGUUGAAACCUUUUACGAAACAACCUAAUUAAUAUAAUGCCUGGCACCGACUUUGAUAUUUGAGCUGAGAUUAUUGUACAAGUAGACGCUUAGAGGUGAACGAAUCUACAGCACCAAGCAAGCCCCUUAUAUCUAAAUCAGAACACAAUCAUUAGAACGUAUACGACAACAUUUUACAAACAAACGAAAAAUAGAAUAGUCAAAAAGAGAAAUGAUUUUGAUAUCUACAACUGGUCCAACUGCGCAGAUCUUUUUUUACCUGGAUACGAGUCUGGGGGCAGGUAUGCUGUCAUCUGUCAGAAAACAGUUGCUUCCUUAUCAUGAGGGCAAAGAAAUCUCUGCUUCCAAGUAAACAAAGUUGAAAAAAAAAAAAAAAACAUUACAGUGAUAUUUUACUGAACCAGGCUGUCCUCACUGCUUUGUUGCCCAAUGCGA